GGAAGCAGGGACCCGUCCUAGGCGGCGGAGCACAAACCCUACGCUGGGUUUCGGAAGGACUCCUUUUCACCUCUUGUCAGGAGCGUUGGUUUGGCGAGGCAGCAGGAGCGCGUUGGUCACGGCAACCAUGGUGAACGUACCGAAGACCAAGAAGUCCUUCUGCCCGGGGAAGGCAUGUAAGAAGCAUACCCUUCACAAGGUGACGCAGUACAAGAAGGGAAAGGACAGCUUGUACGCCCAAGGGAAGAGGCGUUAUGACAGGAAGCAAUCCGGUUACGGAGGUCAGACCAAGCCUGUCUUUCACAAGAAGGCCAAGACCACAAAGAAGAUUGUGCUUAGGUUGCAAUGUCAGGCUUGCAAGCAUGUGACUCAACAUCCCAUCAAGCGCUGCAAGCACUUCGAGAUUGGAGGAGACAAGAAGGGCAAGGGUACCCAACUUUUUUAAACUACAUGUCUUAAUUGAAAUGUUAAAAUUGUGGACUGGUUUUCACCGUGUACCACUCAUUUUGUAAGAAGCUCUUGGAGCCUUGGUUUCA
This is a messenger RNA of Physcomitrium patens, 536 nucleotides long. RefSeq names its product large ribosomal subunit protein eL42. Gene Ontology annotation, molecular function: structural constituent of ribosome. The record is from RefSeq and is a predicted model, not a curated record. Gene Ontology annotation, cellular component: ribosome. Gene Ontology annotation, biological process: translation. NCBI's taxonomy places the organism in Eukaryota, Viridiplantae, Streptophyta, Bryopsida, Funariales, Funariaceae.